AUGGACAAUGUGUGUAGACCACUGACGUUUAGUGCCAUGCAGCGUCAUGCCCCCGAGGCCAUACUGAAGGACAUAGAAACUAAGGACUUUGGUCCAAGCAACACUAUUUGGGAAUUAAUGGAUGAAAUGACCAGACCUACGGACACCCAGACCAGAUCAACGGACACCAAGACCAGAUCAACGGACACCCAGACCAGAACUACGGACACCCAGACCAGAUCUACGGACAUCCAGACCAGACUUACGGACACUCAGACCAGACCUACGGACACUCAGACCAGACCUACGGACACCCAGACCAGACCUACAGACACCGAGACCAGACCUACUGACACUCAGACCAGACCAACGGACACUCAGACCAGACCUACGGACACCCAGACCAGACCUACAGACACCGAGACCAGACCUACUGACACCCAGACCAAACCAACAGACACCUAG
This is a messenger RNA of Procambarus clarkii (red swamp crayfish), 444 nucleotides long. Its product is annotated as salivary glue protein Sgs-3-like. NCBI's taxonomy places the organism in Eukaryota, Metazoa, Arthropoda, Malacostraca, Decapoda, Cambaridae. The record is from RefSeq and is a predicted model, not a curated record.